AGACUCGGAGCACCCCGCCUUGGGGGCCAGUAGACAGCCAUGAUGCUCAACUGGAAGCUGCUAGGCCUGCUGGUCCUUUGCCUGUGUGCAGGAGGCAUCUCAGGCAAUGGGGACCCCUCUCCCGGACCCACAGACACCCAAGAAGAGGAGGACUCCCCACCAUUGCCUCUGGGACCCCCAAUCCCUGGUGAUCCCUGGCCAGGGGCGCCUCCUCUGUUUGAUGACCCUCCACCUCCAGACUCCAACCGUCCCUGGAGAGAUCUUCCUGACAGUGGUGCCUGGCCCCCAAAGCCCCCGAGCACUGAUCCCCCUAAACCCCCUCUGCCUGAUGACCCCUGGCCAGCAGGAACCCAGCCCCCAGAACACCCCUGGCCUCCUGCCCCUGCGAUGGACAGUGAAUCUCAGGAGGAGCCAGACCUUGACCCACCCCAGGAAGAGUUUAGAUAGGGGACCCCAGGGAACUUGAGCCUCCACAGAGCACACCCAAGCCCACCUUUUUCUUCGGUUGCCUCCUUAGAAUCUCAAUUUUCCCUAAUUCCUUAGUUCCCUUCCUCAGUCUCUGGUUGGAUUGUGUUCUAUGUUGGAAGUAUCUAUGUUCUAUACCCCUCCCCUCACCUUGUGGUCCAUGUUCAGCCCCCACGUUGUCCUUCUGCUUCUCUUGAUCAGCAGAAAGCACACUCCUACCUCACUCAGCCUGUUCUUGCUUGCCUAGACCUGGACUCCUAGGGAGAGCCUGCGCUCUUUGCUCUCUUCUGCCCCCUUGUGUCCUUAGCUGGGAACUGACAGUCUUCCAGGAUGGUGCUUCCAAUGGAAAAAUAAAAGCUACAUUUUUUCUUCUGAA
Messenger RNA from Grammomys surdaster, 841 nucleotides. RefSeq names its product psoriasis susceptibility 1 candidate 2 (gene Psors1c2). Lineage: Eukaryota; Metazoa; Chordata; Mammalia; Rodentia; Muridae. The coding region runs from base 40 to 447 and encodes 135 amino acids. The transcript is spliced from 2 exons. The record is from RefSeq and is a predicted model, not a curated record.